AAGCCCAUAUGGAUGGCAAGUCUGCAGGAAAAAGGGCAUUUAAUUACAACGGUAUAUUCGUGAAAAACCCUUGAUAAAGCCAAGGUAUUGGAUUAUAAAAUGAAUCACAACAAAACACAAGCACCUUAGCCAGGUUGUUAAAAAGCGGCAGGCUUUAAUCCAGGAUUAAAAGUUUAAAGGAGAUAGAAGGGUUAGACCUUUCCUGUUAUCAAGUUCAAUUUUUCCGUGUGAAAAGUUUUUCUUCAACCUAUUGGGUUCAAAUUGAUAUCAAGGAAAAGGAAGUAAACGAAACAUCCUUCACUUCCGCUUCUGUAUGAGCCUGCAAUUUCCCGAGCAGCGCCUUGUGUGGAGAAUGCGUAAACAAAGGCCGGGGACCGAAGCGGAAACGGAAUUAGAUCGGAACAACAGCUGAGAACGGCACGCUUACACUAUGAGUGGGAGAAUUAGCUUAGUCUCUUAAAAGUUGAGAUAAAUGUUUGCAAAACUCAAGCAGAAGAUCGCCGAAGAGGAAUCCACCUCAGACUCCAGCCGCUCUUUGCCUUCUAGUCCGAGCAGUCGACGAGCGAAAGUCAAUAAUGGAUGGACGGAGAACAAAUGGGAAACGCGAAGACUCAUCAAUGCGAGCUUGUACGAAUCAAGGGAAUCACUCCUUAGCGAAAGCAGUGCUGCUUCAUCAGGGAUCAAUUUAUGUAGACAUGUUUCUUUCACGAGCAGAUCAGCUUCGACUCCAGUUGGGACGCCUAUCGAACCACCAAGUUUUUCGGUCAACUCUCGGUCAUCAAAGGAAGAAAUUCUUCAUUUGCUGGCAAAGAAAGGAGAUCAAGUCAGUAAACUGGAGGCAAAGAUUGCAGAUAUGGCAAGUCUACUGAGAGAGCAAACCAGAGUUAAGGAGUCACUUGAAUGUGCUCUUGAGAAGCAGAAGGAAGAGCACUCUUCAAGAUUAUGAAUCAUGAAUAUGGAGUUUGAAGAGAAAUCCAGGAAAAUGAAAAGUGAAUUUGGGAAGACACUAGAUGAAAAAAAUCAGGAACUUGAAAGUAAACUAAAGGAAUUAACUUUGGAAAGCACACGUUAUGCAGACUUGAAUGAACUUAACCAACUUCAACAACAAGAACUCACCAAGAUGAAGUCCUUGUUUAUCCAGUACCAAACCGAUGCUACUCGCAAAGCUGCAGAAAUAUUUGAAAAAAGCAAGCAAAUAGAGGACUUAGACAAAUCUUACCUUGAACAAAAAGGAGAAUUGGCUUCUCUUCAGGAGCGUUUAGAUGACUUGGCUCGUGAAAGGACAAAGUUCGAGUCCCGUGACAAACAACAGCAGGCACGAAUAACAAGUCUCGAAAAAGAAAAGACUUCUCUUUGCGACGAGGUUAAAAGCACUGUGAAUGAAUUAACACAGAAAUCAGUACAGCUCGAUAGAGCGGAAAAGUCCCUCCGUCUUCAAGAAGAGGAACUGGUUAACUUGAGGCAGACGCACGCUUUGUAUAAAAAUAAGGUCUCAAUGGAACUGGAGCAAAACGAAGGAGAAAUUGCUCAGUUGAAAGAAAGAGUUGGCGAUCUUCAACAAAGAGUUGACGAUAGCAAACUUUCGGGAAAUGACCAGGUUCAAGCUAUGGAAAAAGAGAGAGAGCAGCUUGAGAAUCGGCUCCGUGAAACUCGUGAUCAACUCAAUGAAUUGAGGGCGAAUUCAAACGAUCGAACAAACACUCUGGGAUCUCUGGUUAGCACUCUAAAUGAAAGAUUCGAAAGAAAGGAAUCAGAACUCACCGAAUGCAAACGAAAGUACGACCAGGAUUACGAAAGCUGGAAAAGUAAAAACUUUCAACUUGAGCAGGAGUUGGCCGUAUUACAGGAGGAAUCGCUGUCAGGAAAGCGCUCCUCAGACAGGCAAACAGCGAACUUGGAAGGACAGGUGAUGCGUUUGGAAGCUGCUCGGGAAAGAGAAAAAAGUGAAAUGCAAACAAAGCUGGACCAGCUGAAAAUGAUCGAGAAUGAGUAUUCCAGACAGGAGGACUCAUAUAAGCAACAAAUAGCUGACUUGGAGGAGGAAAAAGAGCAGCUACAGAACGAACUUCAGUCCAAAGCAGAGGAGAACCGACAAGUUUCACUGUGCUUGGAGGACGCUAUGAGAGAAACAAAUGAGCUCAAAAGCCAGAUUGCUAAAUUCGAGGAGACACUAAAGGAGAAAAAUAAUCUGUUGACUUGCUUUAAAGAGAGUAAGCUUGAUUCACCUUCCCAUGUUGUGAGUAACCUCGGUCCUGAAGCACUCGAAAACCUCAAAGAGGAGCUGAAAAUCACGCAGGAUCGUUACAAGAAUGCAGAAGAAGUUUUAAAACAGAGGGAAAAGACUAUCUCUGAUCUACGGAAAAUAGUCACUGAAAAGGAGGAGUUACUGAACCAUUCAACCACUAAGUUGAGGCAAUAUGAAGAAAACAACAGAUAUAUAGGAAAUGAUAGAACUUAUAGUUCGGAAAGUAGAGAUUCACACAAGUUAAUUACGAAUUUAAGAGAAAGAGUUAAGGAACUGGAAGAGCAGCUUCAAGAAAGAGAGAUGCUUCUUUUGGAUGAAAACGAGUUACGUGACCUCAGAAAAGAUAACAAUCGACUUGAAAGAGACCUGGAGGACAAAGAUAAGAAAAUAAAACUUUUACAAGCUAAAAUUAUAGAAUUAAAGAAGGCAUUCCAACGAGAACUGAAAAUGGCUGCCCCGGGGGGCGAACCUGUGCAGAGAAGUCCUGGAACUCCGAAUGGAGACGUCAUUGUACACAGCGAUGAAGAAAAAGAAAGACAAGACUAUCUCGAAGUUAACUUUAAUCACGUCAGCUAAUCAACGUGAUUGGUCACUUGUUAAGAUUUACCCCGAAAGAGGACGCAUGCGUCAGGGAAGCAAUGGAAUGGAAGUUGCCAUUAGAUUAGGAUUCUUAAAAAGAGUGUUGUUAGUUUUGGAUGGAAACAUAGAACGUAGACAAAAACAAAACUUUUUCUUCAGGGUUUAUCCUGUUUUUCAAAUGACAUGAGGUGGCCACGAGACUCUAUGUCAUCAUCAUCAUCAUCAUCAUCUCAUUUUUUCUAACUUAUAACGGUCUAAAUUUUCUUGUAAAAUGCAGCGAUAAGUUAUAAACGCAGCGGAGUUAAUAUUCAAAAUGUUAUAGGAAUUAUGAAAACUGAACCAAAAAAUAGGACAUCAAUAGACAAUUUUUCCGUAAAAGUCAGUUACAGAAAUAACCUUUUGUGAAAGCGUUACCUCUCGUUGACAGAACUGGUCAUGACAAUAAAGUGGAAGCCGGAAUCAGCACCUUACAAAAAUAUAUAUAGAAAAAUAACCUGACAAUUACAGAAAAUAUUAUGUGGAGGGAGGUAAAAUAUCUUCUAGAAUAUAUUUUUAAGAUAAAACGUCAAAAUUAAAUUUAUCUAAAGACGUGAUAAAAUUCAUCAGGAAGGAGAAUAAAUUAUUGAAGUCAUUA
This is a messenger RNA of Stylophora pistillata, 3458 nucleotides long. RefSeq lists its product as uncharacterized. The record is from RefSeq and is a predicted model, not a curated record. Lineage: Eukaryota; Metazoa; Cnidaria; Anthozoa; Scleractinia; Pocilloporidae. Gene Ontology annotation, cellular component: Golgi apparatus.